AGGAGGAGGAGGAGGAGAGAGGAGGAAGAGGGGCUCCUUCAGACAGACCCAGAGAACCAAAAGUGGCAGAUUGAGACGAUGUCGGCCCGGCGCCUCGCCAAUUCUCUGCCCCGCACCGGACGCAGACUUCACCCCCGUGGCCUCAGACAACACCAAAGCUCUCCUGAGGGAGGUCGGCAAUCACAGAGACUUUGGCCAAUUCCUUCAUGCCGACUUUCACUGGACCGCACCCUGCACCAGCCUCGCCAAUCCCCACUGCGUCCGGUAUACGUUUGAUGUCGACGGCGUCAUGAUCCAGUUGCGUCACACGAGGGGCAUGGUUGCAGAGAUCUAUUUGAACCUGUCCCGUGUGGUUGCCACGCUGCAGCCCAGAAGGCGUGGCGGCACUUAGAAAUUGCCUGGGCCACAAAAUAUCAAACGUUGAAGGCGGCUACGUCCUGACGCUCUACGCCGUCCCCAGCAGCCUGACAGAGCCGGACUUCAGCCUGAAAAAUCCAAGCUUGUAUGGCACACUUGCGGCCGAACUGCUAAAUGAGGUAACUGAGAGUUUUUCCGACCCUUCAACCACCUGCCAGAGAAGGACAUGACCCGCCCCACUGUCCAGAAGCAACCCACCACCAACCCUGCGUCCCACCGAGAGUAUGGACGUGGGCCAGGCCAUUGCGAGCGUGCUGUCGAAGACGGGCAGGACAACCUUCCUACAGAUGUACGCCCAUCCAUUGCAACCAUCCUUUCAAACAUCAGGGCAGUGCAGUGCUGGUCACUUGCGGCUUGAGCCACCCAGACUCCAAGGCUUCCCUUACCAGCAGGGCGCUCUCUUACCUGGUGCAUGUCCGGGACUUGACGCUUUGCCCCUAUGACUUUGACCCGACAGAGGUUUUUUUUUUUUUUUUUUUUUUCUUUUCUUUAAAGUGGACCUGUCUGCUCUGCAAAAGCUCUUCCAGGACCAUGUGCUGCCGGUGCCCCUCUGGAGCUGGACGUACUCUACAAGCUGUCCCACAGACAGGCACCUUUAUCCUGGCUGCACGUGGGAGUGGUCACGCAGCUGGCCCAAGAGGUGCAAUCAGUGUGAGCCACAGGAAGUCAGAGGGAGGAGAGCCACAUGAGGCAGCAGCAGCUGCGUUUCACAGAGGAGAUCUCGAUCUUCGAGAGAGCAGGUCAGGAGAGGAUGGAGGGCGAGGAGGCUCCAAGCCACAGGCCCAGACUGGGCCCAGAACUGAGCUGGACGUACUCUACAAGCUGUCCCACAGACGGAGGAGGAGGAGGAGCAGGAGGAGGGGAAAAAGACGCCGACGCCGUACUAGGGGAACAGGAGGAGGAGGAGGAGGAGGAGGAGGAGGAGGAGAGAGGAGGAAGAGGGGCUCCUUCAGACAGACCCAGAGAACCAAAAGUGGCAGAUUGAGACGAUGUCGGCCCGGCGCCUCGCCAAUUCUCUGCCCCGCACCGGACGCAGACUUCACCCCCGUGGCCUCAGACAACACCAAAGCUCUCCUGAGGGAGGUCGGCAAUCACAGAGACUUUGGCCAAUUCCUUCAUGCCGACUUUCACUGGACCGCACCCUGCACCAGCCUCGCCAAUCCCCACUGCGUCCGGUAUACGUUUGAUGUCGACGGCGUCAUGAUCCAGUUGCGUCACACGAGGGGCAUGGUUGCAGAGAUCUAUUUGAACCUGUCCCGUGUGGUUGCCACGCUGCAGCCCAGAAGGCGUGGCGGCACUUAGAAAUUGCCUGGGCCACAAAAUAUCAAACGUUGAAGGCGGCUACGUCCUGACGCUCUACGCCGUCCCCAGCAGCCUGACAGAGCCGGACUUCAGCCUGAAAAAUCCAAGCUUGUAUGGCACACUUGCGGCCGAACUGCUAAAUGAGGUAACUGAGAGUUUUUCCGACCCUUCAACCACCUGCCAGAGAAGGACAUGACCCGCCCCACUGUCCAGAAGCAACCCACCACCAACCCUGCGUCCCACCGAGAGUAUGGACGUGGGCCAGGCCAUUGCGAGCGUGCUGUCGAAGACGGGCAGGACAACCUUCCUACAGAUGUACGCCCAUCCAUUGCAACCAUCCUUUCAAACAUCAGGGCAGUGCAGUGCUGGUCACUUGCGGCUUGAGCCACCCAGACUCCAAGGCUUCCCUUACCAGCAGGGCGCUCUCUUACCUGGUGCAUGUCCGGGACUUGACGCUUUGCCCCUAUGACUUUGACCCGA
Etheostoma spectabile (orangethroat darter) is the source of this 2199-nucleotide messenger RNA. RefSeq lists its product as uncharacterized. The coding region runs from base 949 to 1719 and encodes 256 amino acids. NCBI's taxonomy places the organism in Eukaryota, Metazoa, Chordata, Actinopteri, Perciformes, Percidae. The record is from RefSeq and is a predicted model, not a curated record. The transcript is spliced from 6 exons.